Molecule: messenger RNA, 2442 nt
Organism: Armigeres subalbatus
Lineage: Eukaryota; Metazoa; Arthropoda; Insecta; Diptera; Culicidae
Gene: SLC5A11
Product: sodium-coupled monocarboxylate transporter 1
Exons: 9
Coding region: 123-1991 (622 amino acids)
Biological process (GO): sodium ion transport; transmembrane transport
Cellular component (GO): membrane
Molecular function (GO): symporter activity
Source: RefSeq, a predicted model, not a curated record
UCAGCAACAUAUUAACGCUUCUUGCGAAGGACAACUAUUUCAUAGUGCGUUUUUGGUUAAUCGUGAUUCGUCUAAUUUGCUUGUGUUUGACUGUGAAUGGAUAGGAAUCAAAUUGCUUAUCAAUGAUGUCUCUAGUGGACACACUGAAGGAGUUGUACAAGUUCAGUGUGAUAGACUAUGGCGUGUUUGCGUCAAUGCUGAUCCUGUCGGCAGCCUGUGGAAUUUACUUCGGAUUUUUCAAGCGAACGGUCAAUCAAACACCGGACAGCAGCGAUGACGAAUGUGGCCCCAGAAGAAGCAGCAGCAGUAGCAAUGCCAAACGAAUGGCAGGCUUCGGAUCGUCGUCGAUGGAGGAGUACCUGCUGGGAUCUCGGAAGUUGAAGACAUUUCCCGUGGCGAUGAGCCUGGUGGCGGGUUACAUAUCCGGGGUUACGAUCCUGGGUACACCGGCGGAGAUCUACAACUUUGGAACGCAGUACUGGUUGAUUAUUGUGCCGAUUUUGCUAAUGGGGGUAGCCGUUAGUUUCAUCUAUCUUCCGGUAUUUUGCUCUCUGAAGCUGAAUUCUUCAUAUGAGUACCUUGAACUACGAUUCAAUUCCUCGGUUCGGUCGAUAGCUUCUGUGAUGUUUGUGCUAGACGAGCUGUUUUUCCUGCCAAUGAUAAUUUACGUUCCUGCGUUGGCGUUCAAUCAAGUAACUGGAUUCAAUCUCUAUAUCAUCGGAGCUAUAGUGUGUAUUGUAUGCAUAUUCUACACAUUACUGGGUGGUAUCAAAGCCGUCGUCUUCACCGAUGCUUGGCAAGUUGUGGUGAUGUUCAUCUCCGUCGUUAUUGUGGUCAUCCUGGGGACAAUCAGCAUCGGCGAUCCGGAAAUCAUCUGGAAGCGAGCGGAGCUGGGAGGCAGAAUCGAUUUCUUCAACACAAACCCAUCAAUGUACGAGCGGCAAACCCUCUGGGGUGUCCUAAUUGGAGGAUUUUUCUAUUGGACCUCGUUCAACUCGGUUAACCAAACCAUGGUUCAACGGUACAUGUCACUGCCGAACUUAAAGAAAGCAAAGAUGUCAGGAAUGGGUAUCUUCGUAUCCGUUUGCUGCUAUGCUGGGUUACUGAUCUAUGCUUAUUAUUAUCAGUGCGAUCCAGCAUCACUGGGUCUUGUCACUACCGACGAUCAACUCUUUCCGCAUUAUGUCAUGGAAACCGUUGGUCAUCUUCAAGGGAUUCCCGGUUUGUUUAUUGCUGGUGUUUUCGGCGCCGCACUUAGUUCCUUAUCCGUGGUACUUAACUCUACGUCCGCAGUGCUGUUGGAAGACAUCCUGAAAGGAAUGUUCCGUGCUAAACCUAGUCCUAGAGUAGCUAAUAUUUUCGUAAGAUGUAGCGUAGUGGUGCUGGGGGUUGCAGCGAUGGGCUGCCUAUUUAUUAUAGAAAAAUUGGGUGGAAUUUUGAGUGUUGCUACGUCACUAUCAGCUAUCGCCGCGGGAACGACCUGCGGAAUAUUCACACUCGGAAUGCUGGUACCCUGGAGCAAUUCCAAGGGUGCGCUAUCUGGUGGCAUUGCUGGAGCUCUUUUAUCUGGUUGGGUAUCUCUAGGAGCUCAGUUUGCGAGUGCUAACGGCGACAUCGUUCCGCAUAAACUACCUGUGUCAGUGGAUGGCUGUCCAGUUGACAUGCUCUCCAAUAUUACCCUCACCAAUACUGAGUAUCCGGAUGAAUCGAAUGUUUUCUUUCUGCAUCGAUUAUCGUACCACUGGAUUACGCCGAUCGGUUUGCUGACGGUUAUACUCAUUGGAACUAUCGUAUCUUUCUUGACUGAACCGAGAAAUCUGAAGGAUAUUGACCCAGAAUUGAUUUCACCAGUAAUUCAUCGGUUCUUACCACAUGAAUCAUUUGGAAACUUCGGAUCUGCUAGCAAGGAAGUGCCAGUGAUCAAUAAUGAGGAGAAGCUUUCCACUUACGGUGUGGAACGUUUGAGUACUAAAAGGAAGCGCGCUCCCUGAGAUAAAAGAGCAUAUGGUUCAAAAUGGAUUCCAGCUACUUAAUGGAUUCGUCGUAUGCCGCUUACAAACUUAAAAGGAUGAGAAGGAUUUUGUUACCCGAUGGAUGUUAUAUCCAACUGUGUAAUCUCCUGAACAGUGUGUACUUGCAAUUGGAAAUUUAGAAUAUUGUUAUUAUACUCAGUUUGCAGGGAGCUGGUUGAUUUCUCAGUUUUAUUAUAUUGAUAGAGUGGCAUGUUUCAUUCAAAAUGAUGCGUAAAUCGCCAUGUUGCAAUCGUAGGUACAAAUGUGCUAACAUUUCUGUAACUGCCUGUGAUACAAUCAAAACAAUUGUUUAGUGGUAGGUAGCGUGUAGUAUUAUAACUGAUAUUUGUAAUAACUUUUAGUGAGCAACCAACUAUAAGCGUGAAUAAAUCUUUUCUUAAAAAAUACAGCUAUCUAGCUAUGGAAAUUA